Molecule: messenger RNA, 7843 nt
Organism: Acinonyx jubatus (cheetah)
Lineage: Eukaryota; Metazoa; Chordata; Mammalia; Carnivora; Felidae
Gene: TAF1
Product: TATA-box binding protein associated factor 1
Exons: 33
Coding region: 95-4912 (1605 amino acids)
Biological process (GO): DNA-templated transcription initiation; RNA polymerase II preinitiation complex assembly; transcription by RNA polymerase II
Cellular component (GO): transcription factor TFIID complex
Molecular function (GO): DNA binding; histone acetyltransferase activity; RNA polymerase II general transcription initiation factor activity
Source: RefSeq, a predicted model, not a curated record
CUCCUCCCCCCCCAUUCCGCUUCCGGCAGGGCCUGGUUGGAUCAAGGAGCUCUCUAAGUCACUUCUGGGCGACUGAUAUUUUUGUUUCCGGUCUAUGGGACCCGGCUGGGAUUUGCUGCUGCCCGCAGCAGCUAGUGACACCACGACCGCCAUCAUGUCUGACACAGACAGCGAUGAAGAUUCGGCGGGAGGAGGCCCAUUUUCUUUAACCGGUUUCCUUUUUGGCAACAUCAAUGGAGCCGGGCAGCUGGAGGGGGAAAGCGUCUUGGAUGAUGAAUGUAAGAAGCACUUGGCAGGCUUGGGGGCUUUAGGUCUUGGCAGCCUGAUCACUGAACUCACGGCAAACGAAGAAUUGACUGGGACUGAUGGUGUCCUGGUAAAUGAUGAAGGAUGGAUCAGGAGUACAGAAGAUGCUGUGGACUAUUCAGACAUCAAUGAGGUAGCAGAAGACGAAAGCCGAAGAUAUCAGCAGACAAUGGGGAGUUUGCAGCCUCUUUGCCACUCAGAUUAUGAUGAAGACGACUAUGAUGCUGAUUGUGAAGACAUUGACUGCAAGUUGAUGCCUCCUCCACCUCCACCUCCAGGACCAGUGAAGAAGGAUAAAGACCAAGAUGCUAUUACCAGUGUGUCUGAGGAUGGAGAAGGCAUCAUCUUGCCCUCCAUCAUUGCCCCUUCCUCUUUGGCCUCAGAGAAAGUGGACUUCAGUAGUUCCUCUGACUCAGAAUCUGAGAUGGGACCUCAGGAAGCAACACAGGCAGAAUGUGAGGAUGGAAAGCUGACCCUACCAUUGGCCGGGAUUAUGCAGCAUGAUGCCACCAAGCUGUUGCCGAGUGUCACAGAACUUUUCCCGGAAUUUCGGCCUGGGAAGGUGUUACGCUUCCUACGUCUUUUUGGACCAGGGAAGAAUGUCCCAUCUGUUUGGCGGAGUGCUCGGAGAAAGAGGAAGAAAAAGCACCGUGAGCUGUUACAGGAAGAGCAGAUCCAGGAGGUGGAGUGCUCAGUAGAGGCAGAAGUCAGCCAGAAGUCUUUGUGGAACUAUGACUAUGCUCCACCACCACCUCCCGAGCAGUGUCUCUCUGAUGACGAAAUUACGAUGAUGGCUCCUGUAGAGUCCAAGUUUUCCCAGUCAACUGGAGACAUAGAUAAAGUGACAGAUACCAAACCAAGAGUGGCUGAGUGGCGUUAUGGGCCCGCUCGACUGUGGUAUGAUAUGCUGGGUGUCCCUGAAGAUGGCAGUGGGUUUGAUUAUGGCUUCAAACUGAGAAAGAUGGACCAUGAACCUGUGAUAAAAUGUAGAAUCAUUGAGGACUUUAGGAAACUUGAGGAGAACGGUGGCACUGACCUUCUGGCUGAUGAAAACUUCCUGAUGGUGACACAGCUGCAUUGGGAGGAUGAUAUCAUCUGGGAUGGGGAGGAUGUCAAACACAAAGGGACGAAACCUCAGCGUGCAAGCCUGGCGGGCUGGCUCCCUUCCAGCAUGACUAGGAAUGCCAUGGCCUACAAUGUCCAGCAAGGUUUUGCAGCCACCCUGGAUGAUGACAAGCCUUGGUACUCCAUCUUUCCCAUUGACAAUGAGGAGCUGGUGUAUGGACGCUGGGAGGACCAUAUCAUCUGGGAUGCUCAGGCUAUGCCCCGGCUGUUAGAGCCUCCUGUUUUGACACUUGAUCCCAAUGAUGAGAACCUCAUUUUGGAAAUUCCUGAUGAAAAGGAAGAGGCCACCUCUAACUCCCCCUCCAAGGAGAGUAAGAAGGAAUCCUCUCUGAAGAAGAGUCGAAUUCUCUUAGGGAAAACAGGGGUCAUCAAGGAAGAACCACAGCAGAACAUGUCUCAGCCAGAAGUGAAAGAUCCAUGGAAUCUCUCCAAUGAUGAGUAUUACUACCCCAAGCAACAGGGUCUUCGUGGCACCUUUGGAGGAAACAUUAUCCAGCACUCAAUUCCUGCCGUGGAGUUACGACAGCCCUUCUUUCCUACCCACAUGGGGCCCAUCAAACUUCGGCAGUUCCAUCGCCCACCUCUGAAGAAAUACUCCUUUGGGGCGCUAUCUCAGCCAGGUCCCCACUCAGUCCAGCCCUUGCUAAAGCACAUCAAAAAGAAGGCUAAGAUGAGAGAACAAGAGAGACAAGCUUCUGGUGGCGGAGAGAUGUUUUUUAUGCGCACACCUCAGGACCUCACAGGCAAAGAUGGAGAUCUUAUUCUUGCAGAAUACAGUGAAGAAAAUGGACCGUUGAUGAUGCAGGUUGGCAUGGCAACCAAGAUAAAGAACUACUACAAGAGGAAACCUGGAAAAGAUCCUGGAGCCCCAGAUUGUAAAUACGGAGAAACGGUUUACUGCCAUACAUCUCCUUUCCUGGGCUCUCUCCAUCCUGGUCAAUUACUGCAGGCCUUUGAGAACAAUCUUUUUCGUGCCCCAAUUUAUCUUCAUAAGAUGCCAGAAACGGACUUCCUUAUCAUUCGAACAAGACAAGGUUACUAUAUUCGAGAAUUAGUGGAUAUUUUUGUGGUCGGCCAGCAGUGCCCCUUGUUUGAAGUUCCUGGGCCCAACUCCAAAAGGGCUAAUACACAUAUUCGAGACUUUCUCCAGGUUUUUAUUUACCGCCUCUUCUGGAAGAGUAAAGAUCGGCCACGGCGGAUCCGAAUGGAAGAUAUCAAAAAAGCCUUUCCUUCUCACUCAGAAAGUAGCAUCCGGAAGAGGCUAAAGCUCUGCGCUGACUUCAAACGCACAGGGAUGGACUCAAAUUGGUGGGUGCUGAAAUCUGAUUUUCGUUUACCAACUGAAGAGGAGAUCAGAGCUAUGGUGUCUCCAGAGCAGUGCUGUGCUUAUUACAGCAUGAUAGCGGCAGAGCAGCGGCUGAAGGAUGCUGGCUAUGGUGAGAAGUCCUUUUUUGCUCCAGAAGAAGAAAAUGAGGAAGAUUUCCAGAUGAAGAUUGAUGAUGAGGUUCGCACUGCUCCUUGGAACACCACAAGGGCUUUCAUUGCUGCCAUGAAGGGCAAGUGUCUCCUGGAGGUGACUGGGGUGGCAGAUCCUACAGGGUGUGGUGAAGGAUUCUCCUAUGUCAAGAUUCCAAACAAACCAACACAGCAGAAGGAUGAUAAGGAGCCUCAGCCCGUGAAGAAGACAGUGACAGGAACAGAUGCAGAUCUCCGUCGCCUUUCUCUGAAAAAUGCCAAGCAGCUUCUACGAAAAUUUGGCGUGCCUGAGGAAGAGAUUAAAAAGUUGUCCCGUUGGGAAGUGAUCGAUGUGGUACGCACAAUGUCAACAGAACAGGCCCGCUCUGGAGAGGGGCCCAUGAGUAAAUUUGCCCGUGGAUCAAGGUUUUCUGUGGCUGAGCAUCAAGAGCGUUACAAAGAGGAAUGUCAGCGCAUCUUUGACCUACAGAACAAAGUUUUGUCAUCGACUGAAGUAUUAUCAACCGACACAGACAGCAGCUCAGCUGAAGACAGUGACUUCGAAGAAAUGGGAAAGAACAUUGAGAACAUGUUGCAGAAUAAGAAAACCAGCUCUCAGCUGUCACGUGAACGGGAGGAGCAGGAGCGGAAGGAACUGCAGCGGAUGCUACUGGCAGCAGGUUCAGCAGCAUCAGGAAACAAUCACAGAGAUGAUGACACAGCUUCUGUGACUAGUCUUAACUCUUCUGCCACUGGGCGUUGUCUCAAGAUUUAUCGCACAUUUCGAGAUGAAGAGGGGAAAGAGUAUGUUCGCUGUGAGACAGUUCGAAAGCCAGCUGUCAUUGAUGCCUAUGUACGCAUACGGACCACAAAAGAUGAGGAAUUCAUUCGAAAGUUUGCCCUUUUUGAUGAACAGCAUCGAGAAGAGAUGCGAAAGGAACGGCGGAGGAUUCAAGAGCAGCUUAGGCGGCUAAAGCGGAACCAGGAAAAGGAGAAGCUUAAGGGUCCUCCUGAGAAGAAACCCAAAAAAAUGAAGGAGCGUCCUGACCUAAAACUGAAGUGUGGGGCUUGUGGUGCCAUUGGGCACAUGAGGACAAACAAAUUCUGCCCCCUCUACUAUCAAACAAAUGCUCCACCCUCCAACCCUGUUGCCAUGACCGAGGAGCAGGAGGAGGAGCUGGAAAAGACUGUCAUUCAUAAUGAUAAUGAAGAACUUAUCAAGGUUGAAGGGACCAAGAUCGUCCUGGGGAAACAGCUGAUUGAGAGUGCAGAUGAGGUUCGCAGAAAAUCUCUGGUUCUCAAGUUCCCCAAACAGCAACUUCCUCCCAAGAAGAAACGGCGAGUUGGAACCACUGUUCACUGUGACUACUUAAAUAGACCUCAUAAGUCCAUCCACCGACGCCGGACAGACCCAAUGGUGACAUUGUCAUCCAUCUUGGAGUCUAUCAUCAAUGACAUGAGAGAUCUUCCAAAUACCUACCCUUUUCACACUCCAGUCAAUGCAAAGGUUGUAAAGGACUACUACAAAAUCAUCACUCGACCAAUGGAUUUACAGACACUGCGUGAAAAUGUACGUAAACGCCUCUACCCAUCUCGGGAAGAGUUCAGAGAACAUUUGGAGCUAAUUGUGAAAAACAGUGCAACCUACAAUGGUCCGAAGCACUCAUUGACUCAGAUCUCUCAAUCCAUGCUGGAUCUCUGUGAUGAAAAACUCAAAGAGAAAGAAGACAAAUUGGCUCGUUUAGAGAAAGCUAUCAACCCCUUGCUGGAUGAUGAUGACCAAGUGGCAUUUUCUUUCAUUCUGGAUAACAUUGUCACCCAGAAGAUGAUGGCAGUUCCAGAUUCUUGGCCAUUUCAUCACCCAGUUAAUAAGAAGUUUGUUCCAGAUUAUUACAAAGUGAUUGUCAGUCCAAUGGAUUUAGAGACUAUACGUAAGAAUAUCUCCAAGCAUAAGUACCAGAGUCGGGAAAGCUUUCUCGAUGAUGUCAACCUUAUUCUGGCCAACAGUGUUAAGUAUAAUGGGUAAUGUUUGGCACAUAGUAGAGACUCAAUAAAUAAUCUGUUGCGUGAACGAAUGGCCAGAGGUGGAGCUGCAGUACCAAGAAAGGAGAGUGGUGCUUCAGAAGCCAUGGGAUUAGAGUUUAAGGAAGAAGUAAGUAUCGGCUGCAAACACAGCACAGGGCUUCCAAGGUCAAGUAUGAAAAAUGUUCACCACAUUUGGCAGUUAGCACAUCACUGUUGACUUGAAGAGAACAAUUUUUAUGAAGUCUUCUUUAACACUGCUUCAUUCUAUGACACAUUGCUACUUCCUCUACAGUCCCUUAUUACUUUCUCCAUUAUUGAAAUUGUGAGUGUAUAAUCUUCAUGAGGCGAUGAAAGGCAUCAAGGUCAAGGACCUGUCUUGUUUUUGUUAGUUUGUUCUGUUUUGUUUUUUAAUUUUUAUCUUUGUAUCACCAGAACCUGGCACUGUACUUGGCUUAAAAAUGAAGAGUUAAGGCCUGUUAUGAAUUGUACUCUACAGGAAAAGGUGUUUUGAAGUCAUUAUGUGGUUAUUUUUUCCAAUGGCUGUAGAGAUAUGAUGUGACUGUUUAGCCAAGACUGUGUUAUAUGUAUUUUUUUUAAUUUUAAUGUGUAUUUAUUUUUGAGAGAGAGAGAGACAGAGCGCAAGUGGGGAAGGGACAGAGAGAGAGGGAGACACAGAAUCUGAAACAAGCUCCAGGUUCUGAGCUGUCCGCACAGAGCCCAAUGCGGAGCUCGAACUCGAGAACGGUGAGAUCAUAACCUGAGCCGAAGUCGGAUGCUUAACCGACUGAGCCACCCAGGCGCCCCGUAUGUAUUUUUUUAAGUUGCCGAAUGGAAUAGUGGUUCAUUUAGGAAAGAGAGAAGCAUUUUCAGGUUCUUUAGGGCUUUUCAUCAGAUAGUCCUGAAUGUAAAUCAUACCUUUGUCCAGUGAGAUUUAUUACCCCAGUUCCCCUCUGGAUAGUUUCUGGCUUCUUGAAUUUCUGGUCCAGAUUCUGAGUGAGGUUCUGUUACUCCAGUUUGAGAGAUCAGACCUCUUAUCUUGGAAACUAAACAUCUUAAUUUGCAUUUGAUCCACAUUCUACAUAAUGUAAAGAGCCUAGCUACAGUCUCGAAGACUAGAUUUACUUCUCUUUUUACCUUUUCUGGACCUAGUUUGUGAUAAAUAUCUAAGAAUUGAGAGAGUUCAAGCUCAGUUUCUUUGGGAUCUGUGGACCAUUGCGUAGUUUCUUUAGGAAUUAGCUAUAUGGAUUUCUUCUCUCUUUUUAAAUCUGGCACUGAUUUUUUUAAGGGAGCUUUCUACUGCUACUAGGAUUUGAUUUGAUUUUUUAAUUUUAAUUAUUCACAUUGGAACACGUGCGUAUCCCCCUGCACCGUUCACUGUCAGAUAAUACUUUAGGUUUGUUUUGGCAGAGUACUCAUUUUCUUAGGAGGAAGGUUAUUUUGGGUAUCAACAGAAAGAUUCUCAAAGAAUAUGUGAGCUUGAGAGUGAUCACAAACAUCCUUUUCUCCUUGGUUGAGCAGGACUGCUCACCAACUUGACUGGUAUUUUCACUGAAACCUUUCAGGAAGCAAUAAUACUUGUUUUCCCUCUCUCACCAGAACCAUGAAGCUUGCAGCUUUCUUCUCACAUCUCUGCAGAGGUCAAUUAACUUAGAAAUGACAAAAAGAAUUUUCUUGAUUUGGGUGGAAAAUCAGCCUUCCUGAGCUGUCAUUGGAAUUACCACUACUUAAGGACAUUUGGAUUUGAAUUCUAUAUGAUUCUGUAGGUUACUGCCAAUCCUUAUUUGAAAUAAGGCCAAGUAUAGAUUUAUUUCCUUGACAAGACAUUUGCAAUUACAUUGCUCUGAUUUAAGGAGAGAGAGAGAAAAGCAAAGUAUAUUUGGAAAAACAUUUCUUUUUAUAAACGGGUAGCUUAUUCUCCUGUAGGGCACAGUGAUAAUUCAUAGAUGGCCUUAUCUUUCAUUCAUUUUUGUGUUGUUUUGGGAAUCACUCGUUAAAAAAUUAGUUCUGGUUUUCUGUGUUGUGACCUUUUAGGGACUACGAAAUUGAAUUCACUUUCCACUUACUCGUUUUCCUCCUAUGAUAGCUCCAGCACCUUUAUUAUUCCCACAGAGACCCUGUUAGUUUAUAUGUCUCUUUGCUGGACUCCUCUUUUCUUCCUAAUCUGUGAAGCCUACUGUUGAUCAUCCUACUUCUAGUAAGCUCCUGACUGCUGCAGAAUAGAGAGCAGUAUUUUUAGCUUUAUGGAAAUGGUGUGGUUAUAGACCCUUUUGAGAGUCUGUUGAAAAACCAUGGAUCUUCCACCCAGAAAACUGUAUAUUACAUAUAGAAUUUUGUUUAGUUUCAGUACAUUCAUGGAUCUCUUUAUCUCAUUACCACCCCAUUCAAGAAUUCCUGGGAUAAGAAAACAUCUGGGUGUCUUAUCCUUUUGGGGUGGGUAUGCAUUUAUUUAUUUAUUUAUUGAGGUGUCUUGAGAUACAAUGUUAUAUUAAUUGCAGGUGUACAUCAUAGGGAUUCGACAAUUCUAUACAUCGCACUAUUCUCAACACAGUAGUAGUGACAAUAGUUGCCGUCUGUCAGCGUACAACUCUAUUGCAAUAUUAUUAACCAUGUUCCCUAUGCUGUAGUUUUCACCUCUGAGACUUACUUAUUUUAGAACUAGAAGUUUGUACCUCUUAAUACCCUUCACCUAUUUCACCCAUGCUCCCACCCACCACCCCUCUGGCAACCACCAGUUCGUUCUCUGUAUUUUAAGAGUCUGUUUUUUGUUUGCUUGUUCAUUUUUUUGGGGGGGGGGUUUAGAUUCCAUAUAUAAGUGAAAUCAUAUGGCAUUUGUCUUUCUCUGUCUGACUUAGCAUUAUACCCUCUAGCUCCAUCCGUGUUGUUGCAAAUGGCAAGGUUUCAUUCUUUUUAAUGGCUGAAUAAUACUGUAUUG